Messenger RNA from Spodoptera exigua (beet armyworm), 1000 nucleotides. The record is from the annotation of a GenBank genome assembly. NCBI's taxonomy places the organism in Eukaryota, Metazoa, Arthropoda, Insecta, Lepidoptera, Noctuidae.
GUCAUCGUCUGUCAAACUUUUGCCUAUUUUCUGUCAAAACAAAUUCAUUUAUUGUUAAUAUCCAAAUUAAAAAAUAAAUAUUAGUUAAUUUACUGUCCAAAAUGGGUCUUUUUGGGAAAUCUCCUGAAAGAAAUCCUAAAGAAAUGGUAAACGAGUGGUCACAUAAAAUACGUAAAGAAGGAUAUAAUUUGGAUAGACAAAUUAGAAGUAUACAGAGAGAAGAGGAUAAAAUAAAGAGAUCUCUAAAAGAAGCUGCAGCUAAGAAUGACAAACAAGUGUGCACAAUACUGGCCAAAGAGAUUAUUCGAUCGCGGAAAGCCAUUAGUAAAAUAUAUACAACAAAAGCACAUCUCAAUUCUGUACAGAUGCAAAUGAAGAAUCAAUUAGCUACAUUAAGAGUGGCAGGGUCAUUGCAGAGGUCAACUGAGGUAAUGCAAGCGAUGCAAGCACUGAUCCGCCUCCCAGAAGUAGCGGCAACAAUGCAAGAGAUGAGCAAGGAGAUGAUGAAAGCUGGUAUCAUCGAGGAGAUGCUGGAUGAGACCAUGUCAGGCAUGGAGGAUGAAGAGGAAAUGGAGGAGGCGGCACAGAGUGAAGUUGAUAAGGUGCUAUGGGAGUUAACACAAGGCAAGUUGGGCGAGGCGCCGGCGCCUCCUACAGCCGUGGGUGCACCCUCCACCAGCAAGGAAGAGGACGUCGUGCCGGAGACCACUGAGAGUGAACUCGACGAGAUGGCCUCAAGAUUAGAGGCACUCAGGUCUUAAUACUACGGCGGUUGUGUUCAUAGAAAAGCACUAAGUGUCGGAGACAAGAUUAUAGAAGGCUGCCUACUCCAAGCCGUCACGGAUUGACAAUUGCCUUAGAACAAUGUAAAUAAUUGUUGAUUGUAUGUAUGUAAUUAUGUUUGUACGCCAGUACGAGAGAUUUACAAGUAAUAAUAAUUUUAUUGUAAUGUUUAUAGAGUUCAUUAUUCGCUGAGAGUUUUCAAAUAAUGAUCUGUUUG